This is a messenger RNA of Acanthaster planci (crown-of-thorns starfish), 1547 nucleotides long. Its product is annotated as kinetochore protein spc24-like. The record is from RefSeq and is a predicted model, not a curated record. Gene Ontology annotation, biological process: chromosome segregation. Lineage: Eukaryota; Metazoa; Echinodermata; Asteroidea; Valvatida; Acanthasteridae. Gene Ontology annotation, molecular function: microtubule binding. Gene Ontology annotation, cellular component: Ndc80 complex.
UCCUCAGUAUAUAGAAUUCUGUGACUACCCCCAGAACUGUGGGGUCCGACGUCCACUCCGCUCCCACAAAGCCUCAAGGGCAGACGUCAGACCUCACAGUUCUGGGGGUACCUGGCGACUAGGCCUGUAAUAAUAUAGCAUGUAUGCUCACAGACGUGAUAGACGUUCAUCAUGGAUGUUGUCAUUCCAACUAGGGUAUCGUCUUAGGCCUACCUUUAUUGCUAAAAAAAUUACUGAGGCAGCCUGGACCUUGUUGCGACAUGCACGACAUGUCCGAACUCAUAAUCACGAAGUCAAAAAUUUUAAAAGUAAGCACACAACACUAGCUUUUCUGAGGCUAGACGAAAUGGCCUCAGCUAAUCUGUCCGAUGUAAUCACCUUGAUUGAGGAGGGAAAAGCUGUCCAGGCAACACAGGAGAUCGGCCUGUGUUUCCAAGAUGGUUCCAGCACCACAAAGCUCACACAGUUUGGCGAGGCCAUUCAAGAGAUGAAGCAGACAGAGGAACGGCAGAAAGAGACUUUGAAAGACAUCAUCCAAGGAUACCUGGACAUGAAGGAUGAGAGAGCAGCCUGUGUGUCACGUGACCAGUCCCAUGAUGCAGUUACUCCCGAGAUAGGCGAGGCCCAAAGAGACAAAGCCAAGAGCUGGGAGAAACUUGCCACAUUCCAACAGGAGGUCCAAGCUGUUCAGAGGGAGUUGGAUCACUUGGCAGAUCUACAGGUUAAACUGGAGAGUCACCGGGAGACAGUGAAGGAGCAGACAACCGACGUCCUCCCCAAGACCAGAUACAAUGUAAGUCUCUACAAAGCUGCAACCAAGCUAACGUGGGAUUUCAACAGUCAACCCGAGGAGGUUAAAGGCUACAUUUCAACUUCCAAGGAUGUCAGACCAUUUUCUCUGGACAGCCGGCAGAACUCCAAAUUCUUCAUAACCAACUACCUCUGGGACCUUAUUGAAUCAACGGCAUAAAAAAUCAAACAAAAAACAGCCCCCCAAGAUAGUCAUUCUUAAAGUUAAGGUGGCAUGAAUGUACAUGUUGCAACUAGAUCUUAAAAAGGUUGCUUUUAAAGUGUAGCUGCAAUGAAUUUUUCUUAGACGCAAUUUUUUCUUGAACUUUGUAUUCUUCAAUGUAUGAAAACUAUAACAUCCCUGUGGUUAAAUGCACUGAAAGUGCAUGCUGUUGCUAGGAAGACAUCUUGGGAAGACAUGGUUCAGGGCGUAGGCAUUUCUGUUCUAAUGGCGACACCCAGACUUUACUUACUGGAAGCUUUUCUGAGAGAGGGAUUGAUGCUUUCUUACUGCUAUGCACAUAACUAAUAAUCAGCAAAAAAGAGAAAACUGUCUGUGCACAAACCAAUAUAACAUUGAAACCUUUUGCCUGGGAUGACAUCACAGUUUUGUUUAUGAAUAUGGAAAUUACUCAUAAGCAUAAAAACCAAAGAGGUGGUAAAAUACCCUUUGAAUUAGUGAAACAAAAGUUGAAAAUAAGGUGAACUGUACAAAGGUCCAUUUGAAGGUCUGUAAUAAAACAAAGUGAUUGCAGCUA